AUGGCAAGUAAACUUAAAUUAAAUAAAAAGAAAUGUUCAAUCUCAAUUGGUGCAUUGAACACAGCUUCAACAAUUUCUAAACAUGUUGUAAGUACCACAAUUCAAUCUUGUCACACAAGAUAUGAAAGAACACUAAGUUUUCUGACAGUUCCAAGAAUUUCGGAAAAUAUACCAGAUCAAAUAAUUAAUAAAGAUAAUAUUAAAAUUCCUAAUACAAUGAAAUUAGCAGACCCUAAUUUUCAUCAACCUGCUCCAGUUGAUAUUUUAUUGGGAGCAGGUGUUACCAUGUCAUUAUUUACACAAGGACAAAUAGAUUUGUCUAAAUCUGGUGGCCCUGAUUUAUUCUUACAAAGAACUAAAUUUGGAUGGGUCAUCGGGGGGAGUGCACCUACAAAGGUCUCAUCGCAACAAGUGUCUUGCCACCUGGCAUCAGACAUGCACUUUGAUUUCUCAAAAUUUUGGGAAAUUGAAGAAGUAAAAGAUGUUUGUCAUCUCACAGCAGAUGAAUUAGCAUGUGAAGAACAUUUUCUUCAACAUGUCACAAGAAAUGAGGUAGGACGAUACAUUGUCGCACUACCAUUUAAACUACCAGUCAAUCAAUUAGGAGAGACUCGGUCUAUAGCAAUAAAAAGAUUAAAUUCUCUAGAGAAAAAGCUUCAAACUAAUCCUAUGUUAAAGAUACAAUAUAACACUGUACUACAAGAGUACCUAGACUUAGGUCACAUGUCUGAAGUACCAGAUAAACAAUUACAAGAAGAUGGUUUUUAUUUACCUCAUCAUGCAGUGAUAAAAGAAGAAAGCCAAACAACAAAAGUACGAGUCGUGUUCGACGGUUCAGCCAAGGGUUCCAAGGGUCAUUCGCUCAAUGAAUUGCUACAUGUUGGCCCAACAAUACAGACAGACAUUUUCUCAUUACUACUUCGAUUUAGAUUACACCAGUACGUACUGACUGGUGACAUUGAGAAAAUGUACAGACAAUUUUUAGUACGUCCACAAGAUAGAAAAUAUCAACGUAUUUUAUGGAGAAAUACGUCUGGUAUUAUCAAAACAUAUGAAUUAAAUACUGUAACAUUUGGUCUUGCUCCAUCACCAUUCCUAGCUAUACAUAAAAUAGCUGAUGAUGAGCAAGAAAAUUUUUCUAUAGCAUCAGAAAUACUCAAAAGAGAUCUAUAUGUCGAUGAUCUUUUAACUGGUACACAAACACUUGAAGAAGCAAUUAAAUUGAGGGAUGAAUUAAUUCCUUUAUUACAACAAGGUAUGUUAAAUAUACGCAAAUGGGCUUCCAAUGAGCCUAGACUAUUAGAAGGCCUUCCAGAGGCUAACAAAAAUUUACAAUUACAAUUUAAUGACUCCAGUGCAAUAAAAACACUCGGUGUUUACUGGAGAUCUACUACAGAUACAAUUGUUUACACAGUUAAAACAAUUACGUUUGACGAAAUUACAAAACGCAAAAUUUUUUCUGAAAUUGGAAAAAUCUUUGAUCCUCUUGGACUUCUUGGUCCAGUUGUUAUGACAGCAAAAAUAGUUAUGCAACAAUUAUGGAGUAUAAACAUUGACUGGGAUGAACCUGUCCCAUCACCAAUUAAAGAUGAAUGGUUAACAUUUUAUAACCAAUUACAACUUUUAAAUGAUUUAUCUUUUAAAAGACAUACAAUAUUAAAUGAUACAACAAGUAUACAAUUACAUGGCUUUUGUGAUGCCAGUGAAAAAGCAUAUGGGGCUUGUAUUUAUCUCAGGUCCAUUGAUAAAAAAGGUAAAGUUUACACACAACUUUUGUGUGCCAAAGGGCGCAUAGCUCCUCUCAAGACACUAUCAAUCCCUAGAUUGGAAUUAUGUGGAGCAUUAUUAUUUGCUUCGCUUUAUACAACAAUAAUUAAAGCAAUACACAUAACAAUAGAUGACACAUAUUUGUGGUCAGAUUCUACAAUUGUUUUACACUGGCUAAGAAAAGAGCCAAGUGUUAUGAAAACAUUCGUGGCAAACAGAAUUGCCAAAAUACAAGAAAAAACAAAAACAACACAAUGGUGCCAUGUACGUACACAUGACAAUCCAGCUGACCUGAUUUCAAGAGGUCAACUACCUGAAGAAUUCAUCAAAACAACAACAUGGCAACAUGGGCCGUCUUGGCUGUGUGAAGAUCCAGAUGGCUGGCCGAAAUUCGAGAUGACCGAGGGUUGCAGUCUACCUGAGCUCAAGGUCAACACAUGUCUCAACACAACGACAAGUUCAACACAACCACAAGUAAAUAUAAACAAUAAAAAUGAUUACAAUAUUUUAACUCGUUAUUCAUCUUGGAAUAAAUUACAAAAUGUCAUUGCAUAUUCUCUGCGAAUGAAAACAAACAACAAGAAUACUGGAGGGCGAUUACAAAAUGCCUCUAUUCCAUACAAUCAAAAGUAUCCAAUCAUUUUACCUAAAAAUCAUCAUGUAACUUCAUUAAUAAUUAAACAUGAACAUAAAAUACACUUGCAUACUGGUACUCAAGCCACAUUAUAUGCUGUAAGACAACAAUAUUGGCCAAUUGAUGGUCGCAAUCAAGUAAGUAAAAUAAUACGCACUUGUACAACAUGUCUACGAGCACAGCCUCGCACAAUUGAUUACCUGAUGGGUAAUUUACCAAAAGCAAGGGUUAAUGAAGCAAUUCCAUUUACAAUAGUUGGGGUUGACUUUUGUGGACCUUUUUUAGUUAAAGAAAAGAAAGAAAGAAAUAGAAUUAAAGUUAAAAUAUACGUAGCAGUCUUUGUAUGUCUCGUCAUCAAAGCUGUACAUCUAGAAAUGGUCAGUGAUUUAACUACAGAUUGUUUUAUUGCUGCUUUAAAAAGAUUUGUUGCAAGACGUGGUUACCCGACUGAUAUUUAUUCAGACAAUGGUUUAAAUUUCCAAGGGGCCAACAAUGAAUUGAUUAAACUGCAAGAUCAAUUAAAAUCAAACGAUGCACGAGAUAAAUUACAAGAAUUUUUUAACACAAAAAAAAUUCAAUGGCAUUUUACGCCACCACUUUCUCCACAUUUUGGCGGACUUUGGGAAGCCGCAGUCAAAUCAUUCAAGCAUCAUUUUAAAAGGGUUAUUAAACCAGAUAUUUUAUUAUCACAAGAAGAAUUCAACACCUUGAUUAUUGAGAUCGAGGCAAUACUCAAUUCACGUCCACUGACACCUAUUUCAACUGAUCCAAAUGAUUUUAUGGUGCUCUCACCUGGACAUUUUUUAAUUGGACUUGCUCUCACAACUAUAAGAGAUCAUGACUACAACAACAUACCCAUGAACAGAAUUCUCAUUCUUCACAUUUGCGGAGACAACCAAUUAUUGAAAGCUUGGAUUCCAGUAGAAUGGGAAAAAUUCUACAAUGAUGAGAUAAUUGAUCUCAUCAUUCAUACUGCUAAAGUAUUGAUUGCUCCAACAUGCUCGUUAGAAUUGGAAUUCCAAAAUCACCAAUUCAAGAUCAAAGAAGAUGACAACGAGCUAUAUUUUAUUGAAGAAAAAUAA
Molecule: messenger RNA, 3483 nt
Organism: Aphidius gifuensis
Lineage: Eukaryota; Metazoa; Arthropoda; Insecta; Hymenoptera; Braconidae
Exons: 3
Coding region: 1-3483 (1160 amino acids)
Biological process (GO): DNA integration
Molecular function (GO): nucleic acid binding
Source: RefSeq, a predicted model, not a curated record